This is a messenger RNA of Zea mays, 821 nucleotides long. RefSeq names its product ribosome biogenesis protein RLP24. Gene Ontology annotation, biological process: ribosomal large subunit biogenesis. Bases 112 to 612 code for a protein of 166 amino acids. Gene Ontology annotation, molecular function: structural constituent of ribosome. Lineage: Eukaryota; Viridiplantae; Streptophyta; Magnoliopsida; Poales; Poaceae. The transcript has 4 exons. The record is from RefSeq and is marked provisional. Gene Ontology annotation, cellular component: nucleolus.
CACGCAACUCCGGGGUCCGGGUUCUGGCUCGCCAAACCCUAGCCGCCGAGUGCCGCCCACCGCCCGCCCGCCCUCCGCCGCGCGUCGGACGGUGCCGAGGGAAGAGGCACCAUGAGGUUGGAGAAGUGCUGGUUCUGCUCCUCUACCAUCUACCCCGGCCAUGGAAUCCAGUUCGUCCGCAACGACGCCAAGGUCUUCCGCUUUUGCCGGUCAAAGUGCCAUAAAAACUUCAAGAUGAAGAGGAACCCUCGUAAGGUUAAGUGGACAAAAGCAUACAGGCAUUUGCAUGGCAAGGACAUGACCCAGGAUACAACCUUUGAGUUUGAGAGGAAGAGGAACAGGCCCGAGCGCUACGACCGCAAUUUGACGGAGCAGACUCUGAAGGCUAUCCCGCUUAUUGCAAAGAUUAGGCAUGACCGUAUGGGAAAACACAUCUCAAACAGACAUAAACCUGGUAAACGCAAGGAGAUGGAAAAGGACUCCAAGGAGCUGGAGCAGGACAUCGGCAUGCUCCCGAAGAAGCUUAUUAUCAACCAUCUCGCGGCUGAGAAAACGAAGGUCAAGGUUGAAGUUGUUCAGCAGCAGACAGAAGAUAACGCUAUGGAAGAGUAGUGCGUGGCAUUUUGUGUGCUUGUGUUUUCAUGUCUGAUGCAGAUCCUUUUGUAUUUGCGUAAGAAGCUAUGUAGUUGAUGAAAGAUGUUUAUUUGAUAUAUAUAUUAAUGGAUGGAUUCGUGGACUGAGUAUCAGCAAGUUUGUUGUUCUGGAAUGUAAGCUUGCUCUGCUUAUGCUAUAAUUGUCUUGUCAGGAAAGUCUCAAUCCUG